Penicillium maclennaniae is the source of this 1818-nucleotide messenger RNA. RefSeq names its product flavin-containing monooxygenase. NCBI's taxonomy places the organism in Eukaryota, Fungi, Ascomycota, Eurotiomycetes, Eurotiales, Aspergillaceae. The record is from RefSeq and is a predicted model, not a curated record. Gene Ontology annotation, molecular function: N,N-dimethylaniline monooxygenase activity; flavin adenine dinucleotide binding; NADP binding. The coding region runs from base 1 to 1818 and encodes 605 amino acids. The transcript has 4 exons.
AUGACUCUACUUGAAAAUCCCGGGAUCUCGACUUUGCCUUCGUUUUCCAAUAUCAAAGAGGCAUCCGAGCCGAUCAAAGGUCCUUCAGACCUAGAGGCGCCUUCCAUCACCGUGAAAAGUGCAAUCAAUGACUUGAAUUCAGGGCUAUCAACGAGAUCUCAUUUCGCGAUAGAGGAGCAUCCCAUCGAUGUAGUAAGGCCCAUUACAGUGGGCAUCAUUGGUGCUGGUAUUGCAGGUAUCACUGCUGGCGUGUUGCUACCCGCGAAGCUGCCGGGUCUCGAUUUGAGAAUCUAUGACAAGAACGCCGAUGUGGCGUUCGGUGUGACAUACCUGCACAUGCGUAUCAAUCUGGCUUCUCCCCCAAUACUCAGUGGUCGAGAGGAGUUUGCUCAAGGGGCCGAAAUUCGAGACUACUGGCAAAGCGUUGCGCGAAAGCAUAACGUCUAUCAAUACCAACGGGUAAACAAGACCGAAUGGUUGGCUGAUGAGGGGAAAUGGAAAGUCACCAUCGCAUAUUUAGAUGGGUCGAACAAAAUCUAUGAAGAAAAGCUGGAUGUCAUUAUUAACGCCAUCGGCCAUUUCAAUGCAUGGCAGCUGCCCGACUACGAGGGCAUCGAGCAUUACAGAGGCGCUCUCUUCCAUUCUUCCAAUUGGAACCACACAAUUGACCUUAAGGGUAAACGCAUUGCCCUCAUUGGUAACGGAGCAUCUGGUCUUCAAGUACUUCCCUCUAUUGAGCCCAUAGCAAGCCACAUCGAUCACUAUGCGCGGAACCCAACUUGGAUUGCCGAUUCCUUUAGUAGUGGGAGUACAGGCGUACGUCGACUGGAGCCAAACACGUUCUCCGAGGCCCAGCUGGAGUCUUUCAAAGAUCCCAAUGAAUACUUGAAGUAUCGCACUGAGGUAGAGAAGGGAUACUUUCAGCGCUUCGGAGCAAUUUUCAAGGACACUCCAGAGAACCAGGAGCUGCGCGAGAAAUGGACUAGCAUCAUGCUGCAUCGUUUCAGCGCCAAACCAGAUCUAAAAGACAAGAUUCUUCCUGACUUCCCACCGAAUUGCCGUCGGCCUACUCCAGGGCUAGGCUACCUUGAAGCCUUGACUAAGGAUCACGUCGACUAUAUUCAAACACGUAUCAAGCGAUUCACAGAAACAGGAAUUGUCACUGAAGACGGUGUUGAGAGAGCAGCAGACAUCACGAUCUGCGCAACCGGCGCUAACGUCGAUCACGCACCUCCAUUCUCCAUCAUUGCCAACGGGAUCGAUCUUCAAUCUGCCUGGAAAAAAGACGGGCUUUUCGGAUUUCCCUACUCCUAUCUAGGAUUUGCGACACCAGGAUUCCCCAAUCUACUUUGGCUUGGCGGCCCGUACGCAUCCGGGCACAGCGGUACAGUUCCCAACAGCCUUGAGAACCAAUUAACGUACAUUGCGAAGGUUCUACGCAAAAUUCGCAGUCAGGGUAUCAAGUCCAUGGCACCGUCGAAGCAAGCAACAGACGAUUUCGUGGAAUACUGUGACAAUUUUUAUCCCCGCACGGUCUGGACGGCUAACUGCAGCUCAUGGUACAAUGGUGGAACCCCCGGUUCUCGGAUUCAUGGUCUGUUCCCGGGUAGUGCUUCUCAUGCAAACUAUAUUCGCAGAGAUCCGCGCUGGGAGGAUUGGGAGUAUAACUAUGUCAACCCCGGCGGGAACCGCCUCGCUUAUUUCGGUAAUGGUUGGACUUCGAAGGAGUUGGAGCCGGAAGCAGAGUUGACGCCGCAUCUGAGACUUCCUGAGGAGGUCGACUUGAAGUCUUGGAUGGAGGGUUGGUGGGAUGUCUGA